Molecule: messenger RNA, 6433 nt
Organism: Pocillopora meandrina
Lineage: Eukaryota; Metazoa; Cnidaria; Anthozoa; Scleractinia; Pocilloporidae
Source: the annotation of a GenBank genome assembly
AUGAACAACUUGGAAUUCCCGAAUAAGCACGUUCUUCCAACGGGCUACAAUAUAACAGUCGUUUGUACAAGCAAUCAUCCAGCUCAAUCGAAUCAUAAAUAUUACUUACCCUACUGGAUGCAGUAUUUUUUCAACGAUGUCUACAAGAGAGAAUUUAGUUGUGGUGGUGGCAAUAAUGACUCACAUUACGAACGUUCAAAAGUGUGCAAAUACUUUAUUCAAAACGCCACCGAGGAUAACUCUGGGAAUUAUACCUGCAUCUCAAGAAAUAGUUAUGGCUGCACAAUGAAAACGAUGGCGUUGAUGUUUAAAGGUAACAUUUCGUAUUAUUUGUUUCUUGUUAUACAUUAUAACAAAAUAAUGAAGUAGUUCACAUUUAGUUUGGUAUCUACAUGACAUUUCAUGUCGGGUAAAACUUAUAUUGUAUAAUUUUCACCAAAAAACCACGAAAAUGCAUCAAUUUGAAUUGACGGGUAAAUUGAAAACCGCUGAUAACAAUUUCAUAUCAUAUCGGUCUUGAAGGAAAGCGUGUAAUUCGAUUUGUUUUCUUUAAUUUUAAAUUUUUGAAUUUUGUUUUUCUUGUUUAAUCAUAGAGCCAUCACCUCCGCUGUUUACUCAUCACCGGCCUCGUGAAGUCGUCUUUCUAAAAUCGAGUAAAGCCAAACUCAGCUGUAAUGCAUCAGGUGUUCCCCUUCCCUCCAUCACCUGGUUCAAAGACGGUAAUAGCCUUUCCAGUUCUUCUGUGAUAGGGUCAAAAAGUUAUUCAGUAUUGAAUUUUGAAUCUGUACACCCUCAUGACCAAGGACAGUAUUGGUGCGAGGCAAACAGCACAGAGGGGCAGAGCAGAUCAGCUCCUGUAAAUCUGACAGGUAUUGAAACAUUUCACUUUUUUGAAAGACCAUAAUAAUGUUCAAAUAAUGAGAUGUUUUUAAAGAUAAUGAUCAUAUCCUGUAUGCAGGACAUAACUACACGUGUACUUAUGAAUAUAAUUUUGCGUUUGCUGACUUUCUUCAUAUCUUUGUAAAGUGGGACAAUUACAACAUGGAGUCCCUGAUGGAUUCUGUGGACCGUCGAAUGCUUGGGAAAAGUUUUCCAGUAGGUUACGGUGGUUCUUAAAACCAUUAUAUAGUGGUAAUGCUUCUGAAAGACCACAUGUAACGGUUGCCGAGAGUGUGUAUGUUAAAAUCUCGAGCUUAAGGGACUGUUCAUAAGCUAUUGCCUAAAGGGGAGGGGGAGAAUUUUAGUUGUGUCGCAAUAAAAUUUACCUUACCUUACAGGGGACAUCAAAAUGUGGUAAGAACAUCAGUGACACACUCGGCUGCGCUUCGUGUGCCACUUUUUUGUUCUUACCACAUUUUGGCGUCAUCCGUGAUCUAUCACUGAACAGACGCACGGCAACUUGGAAUCUAUUUGUUAAAUUGAUAGUAGUUCUCGGCCAACGAGCGCACAAGAAUUUCUAAAGUUAUGGUAAAAAUAUUCUUAUGUUCCUCCCUCCUCCUCAUUGGCAGGUGGCUCGAAGUGAAUUCUCUAUAGUCACCCCUCUCAAACUCUUUUGGUGGCAACUGAUCCCCCUUCGUGUCAACUAAAAAAAUGUGAUCCCCGGGUGUCUGGACUAUUCAGUACAAUGUUUGUGUAACCGUUGUUGUUACUUUUAGUGGUGUGGAGGCCAGUGUUCUCCAUUCAUCCCCAAGACACAACUGUGUAUCUUGACGAUGAUGCCACCACUGUGACUGUUAAUGUCUCGUGUGCAGCAAAUGGCUCCCCUCUUCCAGUGAUCAGUUGGUUAAAAAACAACUCCAAAGUUGAUGAUGAUGCAGUGAUUCGAAGUCAAAACAUCUCCAUCCUCACUGUUGAAAUCAAGGAGGGGACGGAAAAGCACUUUAGAUAUCGUUGCGUUGCUAAAAACUCGUUGGGAAACAUAUCUUCCCAGGAAGCCUCACUGAUGAUCGCAAAACGCGAUGAGGAACGUCCACCUAUGAAGCGUAAGCUUACAGCUCUGAUUCACAAAUAAGAUAUCGGACAAUAGCGGAAAGUUACGAAAAGAUCAAAUUUCCUUUGUUUUAGGUACAAAGAAUGUUUUCCAAAACUUCUUGGAAAGCUUAGGUUGGAAUAUCGGCUUGAAUUAAGUUAGAGUACUUUUUUUUGCAAAAACCGUGACGCUAAUUAAGCGACAUGGAUAUACCAAAAUCAAUGCGAUCUAAAACCUAGAGUUUGGAUUUUAUUUAUUGAUAGGAGACAUCUUGAACAUCCUUGUUUUCAGUUUUUUCAUCCAAGGGCUACUUCAGUGACUAUGGGCAUUUUUUUUGGAAAGAAAAAUUACCACCCGUUUUAAUUAAUUAACUUUACUUGUGCUUUAUAUCUAGCAUAGUAUUUUUUAUACAAUUGAACAAUUUUUGCUAAAUCUCACAAUUUUAGCUGAUAACGGAACAGUCACCAAAGAAAAUUGGUCCGGAAUGAUUUGGUCCACCGCGAUAACCGGGGCUUCAGUUCUUAUUUUCAUCAUAAUUCUGUUCGUUAUCAAGAGGAGAAUGGAAAAGAGAUCAAUCUACCUACUAGACCAGAAAGUAGGUACUUAAAUGGCUAAAUCAUCGCUUUUUCCUGUUUUCCCAAUAAUUAUCCCGAGACUACACAGGUUUUUCCUCACUAAGAGCUGGUCCUGCCAUUGAUUCGCACCAACAGAGAUGGGCACGAUAAAAAAAUCCGCCCUUUGGUGUACACAUUAAGGUCUCUUAAAAGCAUACUGGUGUGAUAUAAUCUGUGUCAUUUGUCAAAUUUAGGUUUUUAGAAGGACACAAGAGGCUUUUGAGAUAAAAAUCACGAGCACAAACGAUACGAUAAAUCAGUUACGAAACAGCCAGUCUGCAUUAACCGAUGAUGGUCAACACACGGAUCCAUCUACUUUUGACGAAAACGAAGUCGUUGGAAACGAAAGUUAUUUGCAAUUAAUGGCAGUUGACAGAAACUGGGAGAUCCCCCGGGAUAGAUUGACUAUUUCAGAGGAGAAACUUGGCAAAGGAGAGUUUGGAGAGGUUAAGAAAGGAGUUUACCUAAGAACUGAUGGAAAUGAACUUCCAGUGGCGGUGAAAAUUCUUAAAGGUUGAAAAAUUAAUCCAUGUAUUUGAGAUUGAAAUGAUCGAAGAUAUAUCUUUCAGAGGGUGUUUACGGAAGAUAAAUCUCACCUGUCCUCAAAUUUCCAGCCUAGGAUUAGUAUUAUCGUUAAGCAUGAUAGCCUCUACGAGUAAUAAUAAUAAUUAAAUAAUUUAUGAACUUACAAAGCGCAUGCUACAUGAAAUUAAAGUAAUUUACAGUAAAGGUCGGAAAAUGAAGCGCAGCAGACAUGUUGACAACAAUCAACCUUAAAUUGUGUUAAUAAUGUUAGUGAUGACAAAGGACAUGAUAUCAAACUGGACAGCAAAUGACAGAAUUGAAACCUUAAAAAUUGGGGACAUUUUUCAAGAUUUGUGUUUUGCGGCGUGCCAACUUAAACUUAACGUCCAAGCCCUAAGUGAUAAGAACGUCAUACAUACCUUUUGGUGGAAAAAAACUCUUAGAGCAGAAUGGAACCAAGUAUUUGGCCACUAUAUCAUAAAGUUAGUUUUCAUACCACGUCUUCUUUGACAGAUGACAAAGACAGACAGCAGCGAAUGGCGCUAAUCAAAGAACUGGAGACACUCAUCCAAGUUGGUCGCCAUCCGAAUAUUGUCAGUUUGGUCGGAGCUUGCACCUUUGAAGGUAAGGAAUCGGCGAUUCAAAAAGUUACGGCGAACGUUGGAGGGCAAGUUGUGUCAAUGAAAGUUUGUGUAGCGGAGAUGGAAAUAAGAUUUAACAAAAAACAAUUGUACUGUGGGUGCAGAGCCUUCGUCUUAUUUCGAUGAUUUAGGGAAAGUCUUCAUCUCUAGCCCAGAGGUUUUAAAAAGUAUGCAGUAAAAUGAAUUUCGAUAAACCGAUUACAAAUUCACUGAAUCCAAAUUAAGCUUAAUUAAUUCGUUUUUGAUUCACCGGCACACAUACCUUUAAAUGAAAGAUAUUUUCAAGAGACUAGUUUUUCCAUGGUAACCAUGUAUGUAAAAAAAUGAUGUCUCGAUUUAUUGAUUGAUUUGUGUUCAUUGAUAAAGGGAUCAUUUUGGGCCAUCACAACAAAUCCAAUGAAGUUUUCUGGAGUCAGCAGUGCAGUGUGAUGUUUCAGAAGCACUGUAAGUUUUCAACGUUUCUUUUUUCACCUCUAGAGCCUCUUUGCAUCGUCAUUGAAUUUGUCUCUGGUGGAAGUCUUGAUAAAUUACUUCGAAGCAGUCGCGUCCAUAAUCAACAAGUUGAUCCAACUUAUGUUAACAUAUGGUCAAGGCUGACAGAGAGAGAAUUAUUGGGGAUUGCUUCAAACGUCGCUAGCGGCAUGAGCCACUUGGAAAGUAAACAGGUUUGUUCAUGGAUUCAUGAGUGAGGCGCAUUUUCUUGCUGGAUAUACUUUUGGUAGCAGUUUUAUUAGAUAUCUUGUCGGGAAAUGCAAACUUAAUAGUUGCGGACUGCAAGCGGCGAAAUGCAGAUGGUACGUACAUAGAGUGGUGCGAAGAUAAAAAAAAUCCCAAGAGAAAUGCGAGCGAAAGAGAAACUCGGAGGUUAAAAAAGGCAUAAACGGAACAUUACAAGCCAAAAAAUGUAAUCAAAGUAAUGCUAAAUCCAACUAAGUUAACAGAAAUAACAGAAAAAAAUGGUUUCGCACAAUUGACGGAUAAGAAUUGAGGAGAAACGAUUCCUGAUGAUGGUUAUAGAGAUAAUGACACUUACAUAGGUCCGCAUGGCAUGACUAGAUAAGUAGUACUUAAUUUCGUUUAUCUGUGAUUCAGUGCAUUCAUCGCGACUUGGCGUGCAGAAAUGUUCUUGUUGGAAAAGGGUUGGUAGCCAAGGUGGCUGAUUUUGGAAUGGCACGUGACGUAUCCACAGAUGGGCAGUACAUCAAGACAACAGAGGUAUAUAUUUUACUUAUUGCUCAGAACGAUCUUAAUGACUAGAACUCCGACAGCUGAGUGGAACUCUACAGAAUUUUAAACUCAUGCAUUAACUCACUUUGGGUGGAGAGCUGGUUUGCCAGCAUAACUCACAAUCCUUAACAAAAUAUCUAUUGGUUCCCACCUUUUCACAACAGUCAUAAUAUAACCGACGAACCACACUGAGAGACUUCACUUUAUUGAUGAAUCUUCUCUGAACAGUCAAAAGGAAAGUCAAGUGAUUACGGUGCUACAACGUUCGAUAUCACCAUUACGGCGAAACUGAGAUGGGACUCGGUUCUCUCAAAGCAGACUUGCCACAAUACGAUUACAAUGAAUUUUUCUGAGGGUUGCCAAACCGCCAGUCUGUGCUCUCGACAACACUUAUCGCGAUCAAUAAAAUUGUAUGCCAUAAACAAUUUCUUCCGAGAAGUAAGCAUUUGUGAACUAACUUACGAAACUUUAUCUUAGGGACGAGUUCCAUGGUUAUGGAUGUCUAUGGAGGCGUUAAGGGGAACUUGUACAAUAAAGGCAGACGUGUAAGUUAUCGGUAUUUCCAAGCUGAAAUUGGAUUACGAUAGACUUAAAAUUUCCGAGCUUUACUAUUAUAUUAUAUUCCUUUCUAGGUGGUCAUUUGGAGUAACCCUUUGGGAGAUAGUUACUCUUGGUAAGUAAAAGCCCUAUUGAUAAAAUUAUGUUUAAAAUUAAAUUAUUGAUAUCGUAACCAGGAAGAAAAAAAACUAGACACUCUCCGCUCUCCCUCAAUCCCAAUUUUCUAAAAUAGUUUAGCCUGCGAGCAGGCCGUCAUUAUUUGCGCGGCAGGACGCGCCUUUCUCCUCCCGCGAGAAUACUUGAUACGAGUUAGGGAGAGGUUUACCGGGGGUACGGCAUUAGUGCAAGACAGUUUGUAGACCUCUCGCCGAUUUAUGUUUCUCAAGGUCUCUAACUUUCCCAAGGGCGAGGAAACGCACGUGCUUAAGUUCUGAUGACAAAGGCUUGCCUUUAGGCUAAAAUAGGUAUGGGAUUGGGACCCUAGUUUAAUGCCAUCGAUCAGUGAUGCAAGUGGCAGAAAAUGAUGUGGAAAAAUCGAAAUAGAAUUAUCAAGAUUCUGUGAUAAAAUUUUCAAGCAUCCAAGGUACAUCAAAAAGGAUUUUAUUACCCAGUAGUUUUACUUAAGGUUGGCCAUGACGUUUCCAAGCACGAGAGGAUCUUCUUCUGAUUGUAGCUAACGUUUUAAUUGCAUAUAGAUCCUUAGUUGAAGGGUACUAACUUAUACUGAUAGACCUUUUUCAUCUGAUGAGAUGGAGGGUAUUACCAUCCAACUGCAUUUGAUCCUUCUAUUUCUAGGGGAACUACCGUACACGGGUAUCAAAGGCAUUUUAGAGCUUUACGAAUUGCUGGAGGAUGGAACAAGAUUACCAAAACCACUGUAUUGUUCGGAUGAGCUGUAA